This is a messenger RNA of Scleropages formosus (Asian bonytongue), 3392 nucleotides long. RefSeq names its product rab GDP dissociation inhibitor alpha-like. Bases 183 to 1526 code for a protein of 447 amino acids. Gene Ontology annotation, cellular component: cytoplasm. The transcript is spliced from 11 exons. Lineage: Eukaryota; Metazoa; Chordata; Actinopteri; Osteoglossiformes; Osteoglossidae. Gene Ontology annotation, molecular function: Rab GDP-dissociation inhibitor activity. Gene Ontology annotation, biological process: protein transport; vesicle-mediated transport; small GTPase-mediated signal transduction. The record is from RefSeq and is a predicted model, not a curated record.
UCCACGGAAAGGGCCAUCUUUGGUCUUUUCUCACCGGGUGCGGUGCUGUGCGUUGCAGUUAGCAAUUGAAUUAAAAGACACAAAGAAAUUAAUUGCAACGUUAUCUGGUGCGUUUAAACAAGUAGUAAAAAUAAUUACUGAGCUUGGCUUUGUUGCAUUGACGAACUUGAGGAUAGUCGAAGAUGGAUGAGGAGUAUGAUGUGAUCGUCCUGGGCACCGGACUCACAGAAUGUAUUCUCUCUGGGAUCAUGUCUGUGAACGGCAAAAAAGUUCUUCACAUGGACCGGAACCCCUACUAUGGAGGCGAGAGUUCCUCCAUCACCCCCCUUGAGGAACUCUACAAGCGCUUUGGUCUUCCUGACAGCCCACCGGAAUCAAUGGGUCGGGGUCGAGAUUGGAACGUUGACCUUAUUCCCAAAUUUCUCAUGGCCAAUGGCCAGCUGGUGAAGAUGCUUCUCUACACAGAAGUGACUCGGUAUCUGGACUUUAAGGUUGUGGAAGGGAGCUUUGUUUACAAGGGAGGAAAGAUCUACAAGGUUCCCUCGACUGAGACAGAGGCACUGGCUUCAAACUUAAUGGGAAUGUUUGAGAAGAGAAGGUUCAGGAAAUUCCUAGUGUUUGUGGCAAACUUUGAUGAGAAUGAUCCUAAGACCUUUGAGGGCGUUGACCCCAAACUCACCACCAUGAGGGACGUCUACAAGAAAUUUGACUUGGGCCAGGAUGUCAUUGAUUUUACUGGCCAUGCUCUUGCCCUCUACAGAACAGAUGAUUACCUGGAUCAGCCUUGUCUGGAGACCAUCAAUCGUAUCAAGCUGUACAGUGAGUCCCUGGCUCGCUAUGGGAAGAGUCCCUACCUUUAUCCUCUGUAUGGCCUGGGGGAGCUGCCCCAGGGCUUUGCCAGAUUAAGUGCAAUUUAUGGGGGAACGUACAUGCUGAAUAAACCAGUGGACGAGAUUGUGAUGGAGAAUGGCCGAGUCGUUGGAGUGAAGUCAGAGGGAGAGGUGGCUCGCUGCAAACAGCUCAUCUGUGACCCCAGUUACGUCCAGGACCGGGUACGCAAGUGUGGACAGGUCAUCCGCGUGAUCUGCAUACUCAGCCACCCCAUCAAGAACACCAAUGAUGCCAACUCAUGUCAGAUUAUCAUCCCCCAGAACCAGGUCAAUCGCAAGUCAGAUAUCUAUGUUUGUAUGAUUUCUUAUGCCCACAAUGUGGCGGCCCAAGGGAAGUACAUCGCUAUCGUCAGCACCACCGUGGAGACCAGCAAGCCAGAGGCUGAAAUUGAACCUGCAUUGGAGUUGCUGGAGCCCAUUGAUCAGAAGUUUGUGGCCAUCAGUGACCUGUACGAGCCCACAGACGACGGCACAGAGAGCCAGAUAUUUACCUCUCGAACAUAUGAUGCAACCACCCACUUUGAAACAACUUGCAACGACAUCAAGGACAUCUACAAGCGAAUGACAGGCAGCGACUUUGAUUUUGAGAACAUGAAGCGCAAACAGAAUGAUGUGUUUGGGGAGGACGAACAGUGAGGGAAGCAGUGCUCCGGAGGGUGAGGCUUCGGGGGGGGGGUGUGGGAGGCAGACAGCACUACAUUGAGGUAGGGCAUGGGGCUUGAGGAGUGAGAAGAGGGGGAAACACUAGGGGUGUUGAGCCACAUUCACAUGGAAUAACCUUGUGGUGUUUCUGAUGUCUCCUACUUCCACCACCUUCUCUAGCUCCACUGCCCUGGAAGCACGCACACACACACACACACACACACACACACACACACACACACACACACACACACACGCACACACACACACACACAGAGACACGCGCUUAUGCACAAAGAUACAUCCUUACUGUCGCUCUCUUACUCCCUCUAUUUCACCCAGUGGCACAAAAAGCAGGGUUGACCAUUUCAGACUGUACUUCCUUAUAUUUAUUAUUCCGUUGUUUAUUUCUGCUGGCUAACAGGUGAAUACUCUUGUGACCUUUCUGAGGCUUUUAGCAGAAAAAAAAAGUUUGCAUUGAUUCCGAUGGCUUUUUAAAAGGGUUUUCCAAAUUGACUAAUGCUAGCCAUUAUUUUUUUAACUAGUGGCUCAGUGGUGUCAGUGUUAUUGAAGCUGCUUCGCAUUGCAGUGUGUGCACACAAACACAUGUACAUGUCUGAACACUGAAACACAUUCCAGUGCGUAUUAAAUGUCACUACACUGGGGUAGCUCUUUUACUUAAAAACAGACAAGCAAACUGGACAGCUCACGUUCGCCUUCAUUGUACAUUCAGAAUUGCGCAAGAAGCCUGAUUUUAUCAUAGGUGUAACUGCCUUUGCUGUGAACAGCAUUAACACACACUCGUCUCGCACAGAUUUAGAACUGUAAGUUAUACUGUGACUCUCUCCCAUUGCGGUGCAAGGGACAGUAGUAAAAAGAGCCAAAGCAGGUUUUUCAAAAUGGGUCAAAAGUAAUGCUUGAGAGGUGGGCAAUCUUUUAGUGUUUCGUUCAGAUACCUGCUACUGAGCAUUCCAGUCAACCCUGCUUUCUCAGUCUUAACACACUGUCUGUCUCCCAGUACCAGGGGAUGUGAUGUCUUAAAACAAGAUAGAUAGAUACAUAGAUCGAUAGAUAGAUAGAUAGAUAAAUAGAUGGAUGCAUACAGGAUGUAUGAAUGGACUGCUAGUCCCCUACUUUGCAACACUUCCCUUUUCCCUGCACUAGCCAACGAGAGGACUGGCUACUACCUGUUCUCCUUGCCGCAUUCACGCUCCUCCCAGUUGUCAGUUUCUGAAGACUACUUUCAGUGUCUAGCUUACUUUUAACUGUUAAACCAUAGAUGGUUUCAUUAUAUUUUGAAUAUUCUAGGUGUUUAAAUUCAAAUGAUAUGAGCUGGUGCAGAUGAAUUUUACUUGCUGAGGUUAUGACGUUCAUGUGAGUUUCUAAAGUGAGAUGAUCACGCAUGGCUGUUCUUAAAGGAUGGGUGAGGGUUGAGCAGGAUGGGUGAGAGAGGCGGAAGGGAAGGUACUUUAUCCUUGCUUGAAGUUGUUGGAGGGCAGGACGAUGUGGAAUGGAGGAGAGAGUGCGAAGGCUGUUGGGAAGUGUUGUAUGAGGUUUAGCUGUGAAAGGUAUGACAAAGAACAUGAAAGUCUGAAGAAAAAAAAUUGUCCAUGGUCACAGUGAAAAAUGCAGACUGAAGUCUCAGCUUGUAUAGAAAGCACUAGAUCAUAUCAUCUUAUAUCGUGUACAAGUAGUUCUGAUGGAGACAACCACAUUUCCAAUAAAUAAUUUGAGUUUAAUUUAUUAACUUUAAUGUGCAUUUUAGACUUUUUUUAAUAGUUCAGUAGAAGAACGUGUGGAUUUGUUUGGUAAAAGUCAAAACCGUGUAUGAUGAAUAAAGACACAUGGAAAAUGAUGGCA